AUGGAGUUCGGACCAACGAUACGGAGAUCGAAGGAGGAUGAUGAUGAUGAUCUAUCUAUCUAUCUAUCUAUCUAUCUAUCUAUCUAUCUAUCUAUCUAUCUAUCUCAAUACAGAACCGCACAUCUAACCUUCAUUUCUAUCUAUCUCUAUAUCUAUCGCAUUUUCACACCCUCUAUCUCCUCCCCACCCUAUCUAUCUAUCUAUCUAUCUAUCUAUCUAUCUAUCUAUCUAUCUAUCUAUCUAUCUAUCACAGCCAGUUCAUUAUCUAUCUAUCUAUCUAUCUAUCUAUUUAUCUAUCUAUCUAUCUAUCUAUCUAUCUAUCUAUCUAUCUAUCUAUCACAGCCCGUUCAUAUCUAUCUAUCACAGCCAGUUCAUUAUUCAUUAUCUAUCUAUCUAUCUAUCUAUCUAUCUAUCUAUCUAUCUAUCUAUCUAUCUAUUAAUCGGAUCUGGCUCGCUAAUAUAAAUCUCGCAAACAUCCGGUUAUCGCUACAUCGUUUACACCUUCUCCCACCCACUAUCUAUCUAUCUAUCUAUCUAUCUAUCUAUCUAUCUAUCUAUCUAUCUAUCUCUUACUUUCUAUCUCAUUGUUACAUCUAUCUGUUUGUCUCAUUUUUUCAUCUUUCUAUCAGUCAUUCCUUUCAUCUAUCUAUCUAUCUAUCUAUCUAUCUAUCUAUCUAUCUAUCUAUCUAUCUAUGUCAAUAUUCAUCUAUCUAUCUAUCUAUCUAUGGAUGUCAAUAUUUGUCUGUCUGUCUAUCUAUCUAUCUAUCUAUCUAUCUAUCUAUCUAUCUAUCUAUCUACGUCAAUAUUCGUCUGUCUUUUGUCUCUCUAUAUAUCUAUGUAUCUAUCUAUCUAUUUAUCUAUCUAUCUAUCUCUUAA
This is a messenger RNA of Acanthosepion pharaonis, 876 nucleotides long. The record is from the annotation of a GenBank genome assembly. Lineage: Eukaryota; Metazoa; Mollusca; Cephalopoda; Sepiida; Sepiidae.